Messenger RNA from Cuscuta europaea, 1613 nucleotides. The record is from the annotation of a GenBank genome assembly. NCBI's taxonomy places the organism in Eukaryota, Viridiplantae, Streptophyta, Magnoliopsida, Solanales, Convolvulaceae.
UUAGUGCCAAGCUCAGUUAAGACUUGAGAGCCCCACUCUUUUUUCUACUGAAAUACGGAGUAGAAAUACUUACUUGAAGACAUACAAGAUUGGAUUGGGGAGAUUGAAAAAGUUUGAGGUGUUAAUAUAGUUUUUGAGUACUCCAUGAAAAUAGGUCGGAGCUCAAAAAGACGCGAAUUGAUUUCAGCGGUGGCGCUGCUCCUAGUCGUCUUAGCUGCUGGCCAAAUUCAGGAUGGUCUUCUAACCAACGGUGAUUUUGAGAUAUCUCCAUCUGGAGGAUUCCCUUCAGAUGUCAGAUUCUCAGAUGAACCUGCCAAUAUCCCCAACUGGAUAACCAAUGGAACUGUAGAGCUCGUCGAGUCGGGUCAAAAGCAAGGCGGGAUGAUCCUCAUCGUCCCACAAGGACGACACGCCGCAAGGCUUGGAAACGAUGCCGAAAUAAGUCAACAAGUCAAAGUUGAGAAGGGCACAAUCUAUUCGAUCACAUUCAGCGCAGCCCGCACUUGUGCCCAAAUAGAGUCACUCAAUGUCUCUGUUCCCCCGGUAUCACAGAUUAUAGACCUGCAGACCCUUUACAGCGUGCAAGGAUGGGAUACUUACUCGUGGGCUUUUCAGUCUGGAGAAGAGAAUGUUAGGGUUGUUUUCAGGAAUCCUGGCAUGGAGGACGAUCCAACAUGUGGACCUAUCAUUGAUGAUGUUGCUAUGAAGAAGCUUUUCAUUCCCAACAAGCCCAAAGACAACCCAGUACUCAAUGGGGAUUUUGAGUCGGGCCCAUGGAUGAUGAGAAAUGAGUCCUUAGGCGUUCUUCUCUCCACCAACCUCAACGACGAAACCUCACCUUUGCCUGGAUGGAUUGUGGAAUCAAGCAGGGCGGUCCGAUAUAUAGACUCAUACCACUUCAGAGUUCCCGGAGGGAAACGCGCAGUAGAGCUAUUGUCUGGAAAAGAAGGCAUCAUAUCCCAGAUGGUGGAAACCAAGCCAAACAGGCCAUACAUGAUGACAUUCUCGCUGGGCCAUGCUGGAGACAAAUGCAAGCAGCCAUUGGCAGUGAUGGCCUUUGCGGGUGAUCAAGCUGAGAACAUCCAUUACACUCCCAACUCCAACUCCACUUUCCAGACUGCUCAUGUCAACUUCACGGCCAAAGCCGAGCAGACACGGAUUGCGUUCUAUAGCAUUUACUACAAUACGAGAACCGAUGAUAUGAGUUCUCUUUGUGGUCCUGUUAUUGAUGAUGUGAAGGUUGAACGAUCAAAGUCCAGCAGAGUGAAGCCUGCAAGCUUAGGGUUGUUUUUCGGCUUAGGAUCAGGACUACUUGUUUUGUUCAUGUCUUAUGUUUGAAAGGUUUAUAGUAGUAAUUAAAUAGCUAAAUAAAAUGCAUGUGUCCAAGUGUUUAGCAUGGAGAUGACGGUAAAACCAUGCCCCAUGGCAUGUCUAACGUUGUAUCACUGAUUAACUGUUAUGUGAUUUUUGUGCGAAAUUUUUUCAUGGGACUUAGGUACCCCAAACUCCCAAAGUGCCGGGGAAAUGAAAGAAAUGAUUAGGAAAUUUUAUAUUUUGUUAGAUUUUGCCUCUGAAAAUGUUGAGGAAAAUGGAAUAAAAUUGUGGUUUGUUUA